UACUAAUGAGAUGCAGUAAACCUAACUGAAGCUGAAGCGGCAGUUUCGAAAAUUUCAAGAUGGCGCAUAGCGUUGUCGAUGUUGUUUCACACGAUUUUUUAUCUACAGAUUUGAAAUUACUGGAAGCAGAGUAUCAAAAAGCGAAAUUACUAGUUCAGCAAGAUACUUUAAUCUGUGAGAAGUGGGGUCGUGAGAUAGAAAUGUUAUUUAGCGAGGAAAAACUACACACUGAAAAAUGUCAAAAUAUGGUUUUGAAACGAAAAACAAAGAAAUACGAAAGAGAUUUGGUGGAACUUAAGCAGAAAGCCAAGCAAGAUCUCAAACAGACAGUGGCAGACAUUUCAGGCGAAUUCAAGAAAAAGAUAAAACACAUGGAACAAAAAUCACAGAAAGGCCUUGAAGAAGCAGAGUCUAGCGAGUUAAGACAGGAAGUGCAAUUACUAAAGGAUCAAAUAGAAUCUCUGAGACAGGAGGUUCAAGACAAUGAGGCAUUACUGUCACAGGAAAGGAGCUCCACCAAUGAGACUCUGAAACAAUUGACCACUGUCAUGGACGAUGCAAAAGCAUUCCAAGAUGAAGCACAACAGGCUAAAAGGGAAAAUAGAGAACUCAGGAACCAGCUGGAGAAUCUUCAGAGCAAGUACAACAAGACGGUUGAUGAACUAGGGGACCUCAAACAAGAACUCUGCCAAUUACACAAUGUACUGACUUCAGACCAGGAAGCACAGACCUCUUUUAUACAAAUGGUAGACCACUCAUGCUCCAUGACGCCAUCGCCAACAAGCGAGGCAGCAACUCAAAGUUCAGCCAUAGCAACAAGUGACGCCUCCGUCAUGGCAACAAGUGAGGAUGCACUCUCGCCAGCGGUCCCUAUAGCAACAGCGGAUGCAGAAAUUCAGACGGACCCCAUUGUUCCAAAUGGUGCCAAUACCAAGCGAGUUGAUGGAAGUGUUAAGCCAAUACUACGCGAGACUGCUGAUGUCCAAGUCCAGACAGAUGAUGCUGUUUUCAACUCUAAAGAAGCUUUUCAAACCAUGAGCAAAAAGACUCCAAAGGUAAACGGCAAAAAAGGUACUAACAAGAGGGCAAACGGCAAGACGGCGCGCGAGACGGACGAGACUUCCGCCCCAAGUCGACCGAAACGCGCGGCUCCAGGUUCCCGAAGAAUGAAGGCGACUCGCGAGGAGGAGGUCGGAGAUGCUCACGAGAAUUCUCUCGUCACUGAACACGAAAACGAGAGCGAUACGGACGACGGCUUCGCCACGUUUGUCAUUCCGAGAAAGCAAAGCCCGCCAAAGAACAAAGACGAUGACAAACCAAAAAAGUCUCGGAAACGCCGAGGAAAAAAGGGCGAGAACGACAGUACUUCGGGUACCGAUCAGACGGUAUCGGAGAACUCAAAACGCCGGGGUAAAAAGGACGACAAAACUGCGAAGGAAAAUAGCGGUGGCAAUCAAACAAGCAAUUCCCAGGCGCCUGCUCGCCCGUCGCCGAAUGAAAGCCUUCGUCAGUGCAGUGCGAGCAUCAUGGCCGAGAUCUCCAGCAUUCACAAUGGCAGCAAGAAGCGGCGGACCCUUUACAACCCGAAGGACCAGUCGCUCAUGGUCUCCUUUUUACCGUUAAAGGAGUCUUUCGCGAACACGACUGUUUCCCGUGGUCACAUGAACAACUCCGCCAUGCCACCCUCCCUCUCCUCUUUCAUGCGGAGCUUUAUCGCGCCAAAGCUCAAGAGCAAGUCCACCUCGGCUUAGCCCUUCUAAGUAAUGAUGCCUUCAAAUGCUCCUUACUUGAAGCGUAGCCCAACUGAGAGAGUAUGUUAAGAGAAUAUAGAUGCAGAUCCAACAAGUCUUGAAAGACUCCGUGGGAAGGUACCAUUUUCAGUAUAAGGAAUAUUGGUCCUGAGGGGGCGCUAUGGUGUCUGGGAGAGUUCUCACUCACCACAGGAUACCCAAUAAGAGCCCUAGGAACUGCACUGCUGAAGCCUUGCUUUCAAAUAGAAGAUAUUGAACCGUACUCUUACUACGCCCCACGCUAGUUGGUCACCUCACUGAUACAACUGAUGACUGUGUGGGCUGGUUUUAAAGGUGGGCUUAUCGUCAGAUAAACGGCAAAACUUUUGUACAGUUUUUGGCCUUAUCUUUGAUAUUUUAAAGUUUUCAAUAGUGUAUAAAGAAAAUGUUUAUAAUUCUCUUUGUAUAUAAUAGCCGAAUAGUAAUAAAAAAACUGUAACACGUAAGUUUUACAGU
Molecule: messenger RNA, 2246 nt
Organism: Nematostella vectensis (starlet sea anemone)
Lineage: Eukaryota; Metazoa; Cnidaria; Anthozoa; Actiniaria; Edwardsiidae
Exons: 8
Coding region: 60-1751 (563 amino acids)
Source: RefSeq, a predicted model, not a curated record